GUCGCAGCGUCAUUUCCGGUGGGGAGGGGUCGGUCUGCGCAGAGGAAGCAGUGGCUGUGAGGCCUGUGACAGACAGCCACCGCAAUACGACGGGUGUUCGGGAAAACAUUUGAGAAACGGGAACGAACUGAGCCUCGUAUAUUGCUCCGAUUUUUGCAUGCAGUAGAAUUGGGGAUGUACGCUUUUAUGGAAGGAAACGAUUAGUUUCCGCUUUAUUUUAUCUGUUUUUUUAUAGUCCAGAAGUUGUGUCACCGCGGCAGACCCUUGCAGAACAAUAUCGAUAAUUUCGACGAUUUGAAUUUUAAACUGUUUUAUCAGCUUCGGCAUCGUCGCCGUCAUCGUCGUGAUUGGCACCAUUAGCACCGACGGUCCUGUCGCUGUGUGUGCCACCGGCCCGUCGUGCCUGGUGUUAUGAGGGGCUGCUGCUAAACAGGCCUGCAGUGACGCGCAGAUUAUGAGGCGCAGUCUUUGGAAGCUGAAGUAGCUGCAGAUACGCGUUUGAAGUCCGUGGUCGCGGACAUGGCAUCAGAAGAGGCUUCUCUGCGGGCCUUGGAGAGCCUCAUGACUGAAUUCUUUCAUUGUUGCACCACUAAUGAGCGCAAGCGGGAGAUAGAAGAGCUGCUGAAUAAUUUUGCUCAGCAAAUAGGAGCUUGGAGAUACUGUCUGUAUUUCCUCUCCAAUACACACAAUGAGUAUGUUAUGAUGUACAGUCUGACGGUGUUUGAGAACCUGGUCAAUAAGAUGUGGGUAGGGGUGCCCUCCCAGGACCGCAUGGAGAUCCGCGGCUGCCUGCCCAAGUUGCUGCUCUCGGAGCACAAGGCCCUACCCUACUUCAUACGAAACAAGCUGUGCAAAGUCAUCGUGGACAUUGGCAGGCAGGACUGGCCGAUGUUCUACCAUGACUUCUUCACCAAUACGCUACAGCUCAUCCAGGCCCCUGCGAUGGCCCCCCUGGGCUUGGUUCUGCUGAAGACCACGUCAGAGGAGCUGGCAUGUCCACGGGAGGACCUGAGCGUGGCCCGUAAGGAGGAGCUGCGGAAGCUGCUGCUGGAGCAGGUGCCCACUGUGCUGACCCUGCUCACAGGGAUUCUGCAGACGAUCUGGGACAAGAACAGUGUUAUUGCCGCCACACCACCACCCUCCCCCACGUCAGGAGACACUGGAGAGCUGCUGGGUAGUUUGCUCCAGGAACCCUACUGCACCAAACAGCUGUCUCAGCCUGUGCCUCGCUUGGAUCAGGACAGCCUUCAGCUCUGCUCGCUAGCUCUGGAGUGCCUAGCCCAUCUCUUCAGCUGGAUCCCCUUGUCUGCCAGCAUCACGCCAUCACUGUUGGCCACCAUCUUCCACUUUGCUCGUUUUGGCUGCGACUUGCGCCCCAACACAGAUCUCAAGAUCAAGUCUGGGCCUGCUGUCUAUUCUUCCUCUUCCUCCUCUAAUGGGCCAAGUACCACGUCAUCCGGGCAGAUCAACGGCAGCUCAAUUCGUGACGGGGACCCAGGGGACCAGGCAAGACUGGGAGUGCUGGCCAUGACCUGCGUCAAUGAACUAAUGUCCAAGAACUGCGUGCCCCUGGACUUCGAGGAGUACCUGCUGCGCAUGUUCCAGCAAACCUUCUUCUUGCUCCAGAAGUUGACACGGGAGAACAAUGCCCACACUGUACGGAGCCGCCUGGAAGAGCUCGAUGAGAGCUAUGUGGAGAAGUUCACAGACUUCCUGCGGCUCUUUGUCAGCGUCCACCUGAGGCGGAUCGAGUCCAAUACCCAGUUCCCAAUUGUGGAGUUUCUGGAGUUGCUCUUUAAAUACACCUUUCACCAGCCCACACAUGAAGGAUAUUUAUCCUGCCUUGAUAUCUGGACUGUUUUUUUGGAUUACCUGACCACGAAGAUAAGGAGUAGGCUACCUGACAGAGAGAGCGUGUUGAACAGGUAUAAAGACGCCUUGGUCUUGUUGCUGAGGGAGGUUCUGCAUCGUGUGCAGUUUCGAUACAGCCAAGCACAGUUGGAGGAGCUUGACGAUGAGACGCUAGAUGAUGACCAACAGACCGAGUGGCAGCGGUACUUGCGGCAGAGUCUAGAGGUGGUUGCCAAGGUGAUGGAGUUACUGCCCUCGCAUGCGUUCUCAACCCUGUUCCCGCUACUGCAGGAAAACUUGGAUGUGUACCUGGGGCUGCGGCAGUUCAUCAUCACCACCAGCACAGGCCGGAGGUUGAAUAUCACAGCAGAGAAUGACUGCCGGCGUUUGCACUGCGCCCUGCGUGACCUGAGCUCCCUGCUGCAGGCCGUGGGCCGCCUGGCCGAGUACUUCAUCGGAGAUGUUUUUGCCAAUCGCUUCAGCGACGCCCUCACGGUGGUGGAAAGGCUGGUGGAGGUGACCUGCUACGGUUCCCAGGUCAGCCUGUACGACGUGGAGACCGCCGUGCCAUCUGUGCUCAAGCCCGACCUCAUUGACGUGCACGCCCAGGCACUAGCUGCCUUUCAGGCGUAUUGUCAUUGGCUCGCACAGUUCUACAGCGAGGUCCAGAGGCAGAAUCAAAGCCGAUUCGUCAGCCUCAUCACCUCGGCCAUGGAUGCCAGUGCUCCUUUGAUCAGUGCCAAGGUCCCGGAGAAGCUGUUGCUGUCGGCGUGCCAUCUUAUGGUCUCCGUCGCCACCACUGUAAGGCCCGUGUUCCUCGUGACCAUUCCUGCAGUGCAAGACAUCUUUGAUCUGGUGACAGUCAGCCAUGCUCGCAGGCUCCCCCAAGAGGCCCAGGUGCUCGUGUGCCGAGCCUUGUCCAACAUGCUGCUUCUCCCUUGGCCCAACCUGCCCGAGAACGAGCAGCAGUGGGCCACACGCUCCACCAACCACGCCAGCCUGCUUGCCACCCUCACCCGCAACUACCGCCUGCUCCGGGGCACCACCAACCUGCAGCAGCGGCGCCUAGAAGAGAUGAAAGGAGACGUCCAGCAGACAUUGAAGAUCCUGAGGGACAUCGUGGAGAGCAUCUCAGGAGAGUCCACCAAGUCUCGCCAGAUAUGCUACCAGUCUCUGCAGGAGUCAGUGCAGGUGUCUCUCAGCCUCUUCCCCAUAUUCAUCCACCAAUCAGAUGUGACAGACGACAUGCUGAGCUUCUUCCUCACUCUCAUCCAAGGCCUGAGGGUGCAGAUGGGAGUGCCAUUUACAGAGCAGAUCAUUCAGACCUUCCUGAACAUGUUUACCAGAGAACAGCUUGCAGCCAGUAUACUGCAGGAGGGAAGUGCAGGAGGACGGGUGGUCGAGAAGUUUCUGAAGAUCCUGCAGGUGGUGGUUCAGGAGCCUGGCCAGGCCUUUAAGCCGUUCCUGCCCAGCAUCAUCUGCCUGUGCUUGGAGCAGGUCUACCCAAUUGUGGCUGAGCGCUCUUCCCCGGAUGUGAAGGCAGAGAUGUUUGAGCUGCUCUACCAGGUCUUGCACCACAACUGGAGGCAUUUCUUUAAGAGCUCCGUGCUGGCCAGUGUGCAAAGGGGCGUCUCUGAGGAGCCCAUGGAGAAUGAGGCGCAGUUCAUCACGGCCAUGCAGGCUUUUGGUCAGUCCUUCCUGCAACCGGACAUUCAUAUAUUCAAGCAGAAUCUGUCUUAUCUGGAGUCUCUCAACAGCAAGCACAAGCUGUACCACAAGAAACUCUUCCGUACCUCCAUGUUGUUCCACUUCAUCAACGUGCUGCUUCAAGUGUUGGUGCACAAGGGCCACGAUCUACUGCAAGAUGAGAUCGUGUUAGCCGUCUACAACAUGGCCUCUGUGGACUUUGACAGCUUUUAUUCAGCCUUCAUGCCCGAGUUCCUCAGUAGCUGCCAAGGUGUCGAUGCCAAUCAGCGCAGUGUUCUUGGGCGCAACUUCAAGCUGGAGCGAGACCUGCCCUCAUUUACCCAAAGUGUCCACAGGCUCGUCAAUGACCUGCGCUACUACAGGCUGUGUAAUGGCAGUUUGCCUCCAGGGACCGUCAAGCUAUAGCAGCCUUAGACUCUGUGCCAUGGACACUGUCCCAGUCCUGCUGUAAACCAACACCUUCAGCGUAUCCUUACAUCCUGUUGGACUUCGGGCUCAGUGCUUUUGCUUCUAUUUUUAUUCUUCCUUGAGGUGUCCAUUGCGAGUUCUUACGCAGCCAAACGGAAGACUGUCGUGGUUUAUUAUGUGGCCACAGAGCGUAAGGCUCAGUUUCAAUCAUGUAUUUUUUUUUCUGCAGUCUGUCUCCAAAGGAGACACUUUCAGGCUGAAAAUUAAUAUCAUUCCAUUCAGAUUCAUAAGAAACCAUGCUUAAUGAAUAAAGUGCUUUGAGUAUACAGACUAGUUUUGUAAACGGAUGCAUCAGAGAAAUUCACCAGUUCAUUUGUUCAGUUUGUUGUUAAUUUGCCUUUUGUCUUUAAGGUUUGUAUUAUGAUUGUGAUUUCAGACUUCAUGGUUUAUUUGAAUGUUUCUCUUUUAAUCGGCUAUGUUUGUACAGGUCACUUUUCGUACAUUAAAGAUGUUUUAUUAAAAAUCGAA
Molecule: messenger RNA, 4494 nt
Organism: Brienomyrus brachyistius
Lineage: Eukaryota; Metazoa; Chordata; Actinopteri; Osteoglossiformes; Mormyridae
Gene: xpo6
Product: exportin 6
Exons: 24
Coding region: 520-3963 (1147 amino acids)
Biological process (GO): protein export from nucleus
Molecular function (GO): small GTPase binding; nuclear export signal receptor activity
Source: RefSeq, a predicted model, not a curated record